AUGGUUAGGAGUGAAAUUGAAUUUCUUAUCGAUCCUGAUUUUGAUGAGAGUCUAAUUCAGGUCAUGAAAGGUGUUGAGCUUGAAUAUACAAAAAAUUUGGCUUUACUUUUUAACAUGGACCUUUCAAGCAAUAAACUUGUUGGAGAAAUACCAGACAAGCUAACUGCGCUUUGCAUGUUGGUGGGCCUCAAUUUGUCAAAUAAACAUCUCAGUGGGGGAAUUCCAGGCAGCAUUGGAAACUUGAUGGCGUUAAAUUCUCUCGAUUUAUCUAGAAAUGAGUUGAUAGGGAGGAUCCCUCCGAGCAUGGCAGCUUUGACCUUUUUGAGCCAUUUGAAUUUGUCACAAAACAACUUGUCCGGGCGAAUUCCAACAGGUAAUCAACUGCAAACCCUUAUUGAUCCAUCAAUAUAUAUGGGGAACAAUGAUCUAUGUGGACCUCCAUUGCCAAAGGGUUGCUCAAAUCCUGAAGAUCCAACAACAACAACAACAACAAGCAAGAAGAAAUACGAAGCAGCUGAUGAAGAUAUGGUUUUACGUGAACAUAAUGAGUGGCUUUGGAACAGGGUUUUGGGGUGUUAUUGGAGUAUUGUUGUUCAAGAAGCAUUGGAGACAGAAGCUUUUCAUGUUUGUUGA
Messenger RNA from Lactuca sativa (garden lettuce), 633 nucleotides. The record is from RefSeq and is a predicted model, not a curated record. NCBI's taxonomy places the organism in Eukaryota, Viridiplantae, Streptophyta, Magnoliopsida, Asterales, Asteraceae.